Molecule: messenger RNA, 972 nt
Organism: Eurytemora carolleeae
Lineage: Eukaryota; Metazoa; Arthropoda; Copepoda; Calanoida; Temoridae
Product: delta-like protein 1
Exons: 10
Coding region: 32-868 (278 amino acids)
Biological process (GO): cell communication
Cellular component (GO): membrane
Source: RefSeq, a predicted model, not a curated record
UAGUAGAGUGUAUAAUAUAUAUUGCAUUAAGAUGAGAAUCCUGUUGCUUGUGUUGGCGUAUUUCUGUGUUUUCUGCUCCGGAGCACAAUCUUCUAAAAAUAUUAAAUCCAUGGAAUCAAGUGAGGAGAAAUCCCGUCCCUACUGGAAUCCUUUAUACGCCUGGAUCUACUCUGAUGUAAGAUGUCAACCCUACUAUCUCCAGCAUACAGAUAGAUACUAUUGUACUGAUGACGGGGAAGUUAGGUGUAUAAAUGGCUGGUCUGGGAAGAACUGUGAUGAACCGGUUUGUGGAAAUGGAUGCGGGCAUGGUAAAUGUGUAGCUCCAGAUAUUUGCAGAUGUCACAUGGGCUGGCAAGGAAACAGUUGUGAGCAGUGCAUCAAACAUCCAGGAUGUAAACAUGGAUGGUGUGAUAAAGCUUUUGGAUGCACAUGUGAAGAUGGCUGGAAGGGAUUGGAUUGCAGUAUUCCAAAGUGUUCUGACGGAUGCUCUCAUUUAUACGGAUUUUGUGAUGUUCCUGGUGAAUGUAUUUGUAAACAUGGUAGCGGUUACCAAGGAGAGAAUUGUACUCAGUGUACUACUUUAGAAGGAUGCCAGCAUGGAUACUGUAAUAAAUCUGGAGAAUGUAUCUGUGAUCCAUUUUAUUCUGGAGAUCUUUGUGAUUGUGCUGAGUGUAGUGAAGGUUGCCAUAAACAUCAUGGAUACUGCAAGGAACCUAACACUUGUUACUGUGUUGUUGGUUGGCAAGGACCUAACUGUACUGAAUGUGCUGUAUAUCCUGGAUGUGAACAUGGUACAUGUGAUCUUCCAUGGACUUGUAAUUGUGACGAGGGGUUCACAGGAUAUUACUGUAAUGAAACCAUUGUAUGAUAUGAUGAAGAAGAUGAAGUAUUAUCUGUAAUUAUAAAUACAUGAGAUAUCAUUAUGUAGCAUGAAUAGUUUUUAUAGCAUAGAAAUAAAAUAAUAAUCCAAGA